Molecule: messenger RNA, 5085 nt
Organism: Mauremys mutica (yellowpond turtle)
Lineage: Eukaryota; Metazoa; Chordata; Testudines; Geoemydidae
Gene: ILVBL
Product: ilvB acetolactate synthase like
Exons: 17
Coding region: 315-2273 (652 amino acids)
Biological process (GO): L-valine biosynthetic process
Cellular component (GO): acetolactate synthase complex
Molecular function (GO): flavin adenine dinucleotide binding; acetolactate synthase activity; magnesium ion binding
Source: RefSeq, a predicted model, not a curated record
CCCCUGGGUCUACCACGCGCAGUCGGACUCCACGCGUUUCCACCGUGCUUGCGCAGGGCCGCUGCCCUAGGCACCCACGCAUCUUAGCCACGUGACCCCAGGACCUUAGCCCCGGAGGGUCGGAAGCGGAGGUCACGUGAGAAGAGGCGUUCCGGCGUCGCCGGGAGCCGAGAUCCUCCCAUUUCCGUUAGCUGCGGGCCCGCCUCACCUCUUAAGGGUCAGGGCCGGUGAUGUGAGGGGUACAAGAGAACUCCAAUGAGCACCACUGUGAGAAGAGACUAGCUUGCGGAGCUGGCGCAUUCCAGAAGGGGUGAAUGUGCACAGUCCAUCUCCAAGAACUCCUUACAGGAGUGUGUGUUGGUGACUCUGCCACUGAAGUUGCCUCCAUGGAUCCUGCUUCUGUCUCACCCAGCAGCAGCUGCUCCAGUGCCUGGCUUCUUGUGCUGCUGGGGACAGCUCUGCUUGGGGCAGCUCACAGACUGGGGCUGAUCUACCAGCUCUGGCAUAAGGCAGAGCCGAAGAGUACCCGGCAUGGUGGGGAGCUUGUUGCAGAGGUCUUGAAAGCCCAUGGGGUGCGUUAUUUGUUCACGCUGGUAGGAGGCCACAUCUCGCCCAUCCUGGUGGCCAGCGAGAAGUUGGGCAUCCGCGUGGUGGACACAAGACACGAGGCCACAGCUGUGUUUGCUGCCGAUGCAGUCGCCAGGCUCUCAGGGACAGUCGGAGUUGCCGCAGUAACAGCGGGACCUGGGGUAACCAACACCGUGACGGCUGUAAAGAAUGCCCAGAUGGCCGAAUCCCCGGUGCUGCUGAUUGGAGGGGCAGCUGCCACACUGCAGAAGGGCCGGGGUGCUCUCCAGGACAUUGACCAGCUGUGCCUUUUCAAGCCACUCUGCAAGUUUUGUGCGUCAGUGAGGACUGUGCGGGAUAUCGUCCCCACACUGCGAAGGGCCAUCGCAGCAGCACAGUCUGGCACCCCAGGCCCUGUGUUUGUGGAGUUCCCAAUCGAUGUGCUCUACCCAUACUACUUGGUGGAGAAGGAGCUGGGCUUCAAAGAGACCCCGCGGGGGCUGCUGGGUGGAGUCAUCAACUGGUACCUGGGCAACCACCUCAGGAACCUGUAUGCAGGGGCCUGGGAGACAAGGGACUUUUCCCCCCUUCCGGUGCAGGUGCCACAGGCCACAGCAGAGCAGGUGCAGCAGUGUGUGGAGCUGGUCAGCCGUGCCAAGAAGCCUGUUAUACUCCUGGGCAGCCAGGUGACCCUGCCCCCGACGCCUGUGGAGAAGCUCAGGGAAGCCCUGGAGGCUCUCGGCAUCCCUUGCUUCCUGGGUGGGAUGGCCCGGGGCAUGCUGGGAAGGGACAGCCCACUACAUAUCCGCCAAAACCGCCGAGAGGUGCUGAAGGAGGCUGACCUGGUCAUUCUGGCAGGCACGGUGUGUGAUUUCCGUUUGUCCUAUGGCCGCGUGCUGAGCCGGCGCAGCACAGUCAUUGCCAUCAACCGGGACCGUGCCCAGAUGCUGCGCAAUUCGGACAUCUUCUGGAAGCCCCGCAUGGCCAUCCAAGGAGAUGCUGGCUCCUUCCUCCUGAGCCUUUCCCAAGGCCUCAAGAGUUACUCACCACCUCAGGACUGGGGAACAAGUCUGAAGGAUGGCGACCAAAGGAAGGAGAAAGCAAACCGAGAGAAGUCAGAAGAGCCCACGGAGCAGCACCUGAACCCACUCAAGCUCCUACACCAUGUGGACAACUUGCUGCCCGAGAACUGCCUGCUGGUGUCAGACGGGGGCGACUUUGUGGGGAGCGCUGCCUACAUUGUGCGGCCCCGGGGGCCCCUGCACUGGCUGGACCCAGGAGCUUUCGGGACACUGGGUGUCGGGGGAGGAUUUGCUCUCGGCGCCAAACUCUGCCGGCCGGAUUCUGAGGUCUGGAUCCUCUACGGAGACGGCUCCCUUGGCUACAGCAUCAUGGAGUUUGACACCUUCGUCCGUCACAAGACGCCCAUCAUCGCGCUGGUGGGGAACGACGCCUGCUGGAGUCAGAUCUCCCGUGAGCAGGUCCCCUUGCUGGGCAGCAAUGUGGCCUGCGGCCUGGCCUAUGUGGAUUACCACCUGGUGGCAGAAGGCUUGGGAGGGAAAGGUUUCCUACUCAGCCGCCAGGACGAAGCCUGCAUGGACAACAUCAUCCAGGCGGCGCAGGAGGCCUGCAGGGAGGGACACCCCACCCUGAUCAAUGCCCUGAUCGGCAGAACCAGCUUCCGGGAGGGAUCCAUCUCUGUGUAGGGCUGGGGCCAGGCCUGGCAGUGCUCCCUGCCCAUGCCAGGGUGCAGCAGCCUGCCUUGGGCCCCCUACAGACACCCGCACAGUACCCCCUUCGGCGUUUAGUUGAUCCUCCUCCUCGUUCUGGCCCCAGAGCUGCUGCAGACUGACACAGCCACCCCUACCAGGGACUGGGGUCCUAACCCAAGCCCCUCAAUGGGUAACCAGUGCCAGGACACUGGCCAGUAGGGGUCAACCUGAAGAGAGCCCCAGGGCAGCAGGGACAAGGAAGCUUCUCUCAGUUCAACACUGGGCAGGUACCUACUUCUGUGGCAGAUGGGCAUUGUGCUUUGGCAAGCUCCUGCCAGUAGUGAGAGCAGCUGCAGGGAUCUUGUUCUGGUGACAGGAGGGGGUCUUGCUUUCCAACUGAGCAGCCUAGGGCUGGGCACUGGGGCUGGAUUUCUGAGGGGCUCGGCACUGAGGGGUGGGAGUCGGGGGGCUCAUUGCCCAGCUCUGCAAGCCAGGGCCGUUGGCUGGUGACUCUCUCUGGGGCAGGAGCUUGGCCUAGGCCUAACGUUUGGACGAAGUGGAGCUGCUGAGCCCUGCUGAGAAACUUGGUUGAGGGAAAUCUGGCAGGAUUCACUCAAGAUCCACCAGGGCUGUGAUUCCCCCAACACCCUACAAUGUGCUAUGAGGGCAUCUCCCUGGCUGACUAGCCCAGGGACCCUGCUGCCCCAGAGCCCCGUCAUGCAGAAAUGCAUUUCCUGAAUAGCUUUGGGCAAGGCCCGUCACCGCCAUGCUCUCCAGUCCCAUAGCCAGCACCAGGAGCUGCCAUUGCACUGCCACUUCCCUGACGGGCUACAGCCACUGCCACACCUAGGAGCCUAGGGAGGGCCUGCAUGUUCAAAGGGCACAGGCAGGGCCAUGCGUGCUGCUGCUCCCAGCCCCAGGUGCCAAGCUCUCCAUUGCCAUAGUGUGAGGUGGUACGCGGUUAACGGGGAUGUUAACAGACUGGUUCCCUCUCUCUCUCCAAGCACAUGCACUCCACCCACGGGGUUUCCCCCAACAAUAAAGAGAAUGAUGGCACCAGGCCAAAUGUGGCUCUAUAGCUGCUCUGUGGGAAGGGCACCAUCUAAUGAUUAACAUGGUGAUUUGAUAGGAUUGGUGGCCUAGAGCAGGGGUGGGCAAAGUUUUUGGCCUGAGGGCCACAUACAGUUCUGAAACUGUGGAGUGCUUGGUGCAGUGUAUUAAAUUGCUCCCCAUAGGAAUGUGCUACUUAGGCUGCCAGUCCUGGUGCUCUAAGCCGCAUGGGGCGGGGAGUGGGGGGGUUGGAUAGGAGGUGGGGUCCCGGGGUGGCAGUUAGGGAGCGGGAAGUGGGAGGCGGUGGAUGAAGGCAGGGGCCAGGCUGUUUGGGGUGGCACAGGGUUCCCUACCUUGGUGUAGUGUAUUAAAUUGCUCCCCGUAAGAAUGUGCUACUUACAGUGUUCUACGUACAGCUGCAAGUUCUGGUGCUCUGUAAGUAGCACAUUCUUAUGGGGAGCAAUUUAAUACAGUACACCCGGUGGCCCAUGCAGUUGUGCAGCCUGGCAGGAGCUUGUAGCCCUGCCACCCAGAGCACUGGCAGCACGGUGAGCUGAGGCUGUGGGGGAGGGGGGACAGAAGGGGACAGGCUAGGGGCUAGCCUUCCCAGCUGGGAGCUCAGGGGCCAGGUAGGAUGGUCCCGCAAGCCAGAUAUGACCCACGGGCUGUAGUUUGCCCAUCUCUGGUCUAGAGGAUAAAGGGGAAGCUGUAGAUGUGAUGUGUCUUUUGAUACUGUCCCACAGGACAGUCUCAUACAAAAACUGGGGAAAUGUCAUCUAGCUGAACUUACUGUAAGUUGGGUUCACAACUGACUGAAAGACAGUACCUCAAAGAGUAGUUAUCAAUGGUUUGCUGUUAAACUCGGAGGGCAUAAUAAGUGGGGUCCUGCAGGGUCAGUCCUGCGUGUGGUACUAUUCAGUAUUUGACUUGGAUAAUAGAGAGGAGAGCAUGCUUAUAAAAUUUGCAGCUGACACCAAGCUGGAAGGGGUUGCAAGCACGUUGCAGGACAGGAUUAGAAUUCAAAACAAUUUGGAGAAUUGGUCUGAAAUUAGCAAGAUGAGAUUAAAUAAAGACCAGUGCCAAGUAGUUCAUUAAGGAAGUAAAAAUCAAAUACAAACCUACAAAAUGGGGAUGACUAGCUAGAGAUAAUACUGCUGCAAAGGACCUGGGAGGUUAUAAUGUAUCACAAACUGAAUAUGAGCCAACAAUGUGGUGCAACUGUGGAAAAAGUCUAAUAUCAUUCUGAGGUGUAUGAAGAGGAAUGUCAUAUGUAAGACAUGGGAGGUCAUUGUCCUGCUCUACUCAGCACUGGUGAGGCCUCAGCUGGAGUACUAUAUGCAAUUCAGGCUGACACACGUUAGGGAAGAUGUGGACAAACUGGAGAGAGUCCAGAGAUAAACAGAUGAUAAAAGGUUUAGAAAACCGGACCUGUGAGGAAAGAUUAAAAAACUGAGCAUAUUGAGUCUUGGGAAAAGAAGACUGAGGGGGAACCUGUUACCAGUCUUCAAACGUGUUAAGAGCUGUUUUUAAAAAUGCCUGUGAUCAAUGGUUCUCCAUGACCAUUGAAGGCAGGAGAAGUAGUAAUGGGCUUAAUCUGCACCAAGGGAUGUUAGAACAUUAGAACGGCCAUGAUGGGUCAGACCAAAGGUCUGUCUAGCCCAGUAUCCUAUCUUCUGACAGUGGCCAGUGCCAGGUGCCCCAGAGGGAAUGAACAGAACAGGUAAUCAAGUGAUCCAUUCCCUGUCGCUCAUUCCCA